AUGUCUGCAGAUUCGGAUGCUAGAUCAUUUCAUAGAAUUUUCGGACACCGCAACCAACUGCUGGUGAAUGAAUUCAUUCAGACUGUCGCAGAUAAAGUCGCAAAUAGCAACCCUGACCACGGCUUCAUGAACUUAUUCAGCAUCGGAGGUAUCGGGUAUCAGCAGGACGUCAAGAGUCAGGUGCAAGUUAUAUCUUUAGGCGAUGCUGCGUGGCAGGAUCCGCGCGUGGCUCCACUGGCACCGCCUGCUAACGGCUGGCAGUUCCAAGGCACCAUGCCUAGCAGAGAGCUGAACGGGCUUCACUUCGCCAUGAACAGCCGCUAA
Messenger RNA from Symbiodinium sp. CCMP2592, 324 nucleotides. Lineage: Eukaryota; Dinophyceae; Suessiales; Symbiodiniaceae. The record is from the annotation of a GenBank genome assembly.